GAAGUGGUUGGGUUAUUUCUGCAACUGCGUUGUACGAAUUUUUAGAAUUUAGAUUAGCCGUGAUGGAAGGUAAAGCAAUUAAAUUACAUUGGGACAAUGUUAAAAUUAUUGGUGGUGAGUUUGAAGAAAUUUACGGAAAUUAUUGCGAAAAAUGUGGUGAAG
Molecule: messenger RNA, 162 nt
Organism: Racocetra persica
Lineage: Eukaryota; Fungi; Glomeromycota; Glomeromycetes; Diversisporales; Gigasporaceae
Source: the annotation of a GenBank genome assembly